Messenger RNA from Hyaloperonospora brassicae, 396 nucleotides. The record is from the annotation of a GenBank genome assembly. NCBI's taxonomy places the organism in Eukaryota, Oomycota, Peronosporomycetes, Peronosporales, Peronosporaceae.
AUGCACGCUGUCCACGUGACGCUCAUCAAGGCCGUCGAUCUCCCUUCCGCCGACUUCAACGGCAAGAGCGACCCCUACGUGGUCUUUCAGCUGGCCAACACGGUGCACCAGAGCUCCAUGAUCCCCGCGACGCUCAAUCCCGAGUGGGACCCGGAAGAGACGUUCGCGUUCAUUGCCGACGACCCCACGACGGCUGUGCUGAGUGUUAAGAUCUUUGACCACGACCGCAUCUCGAAGGACGACAAGAUCGCGUUCUGCACGGUGCCCCUCGUGGAGUUCGUCGGCAAAGACGCGUCGGACGUGCGCAUGUUUGAGCUCGAGACGCCGGCUACUUUUACGAAACAGAAGCGCAAGAGCGCGAUCAUGCUCGAGAUUAAGCUCGAAAAAGAAGAUUAG